CUUCUCUUGCACUGGGCCCUCAGGAAGGAAGAGGGAGGGGGAUAGCUGGACCCUGCUGGGACUGGGCAUAAGAUGGACCUUAAGAGGAGCCGCUGUGUGAGGCUCAGUGAUGGGCACCACAUGCCAGUUCUCGGUCUGGGCACCUAUGCCCCUGAAGAGAUUCCCAAGAUCCAGGCUUAUGAGGCCACCAAGAUGGCCAUCGAUGCCGGCUACCGCCACAUUGACUCUGCGUACAUGUAUCAGAACGAGAAGGAGUUGGGGAAGGCCAUCCGGGAGAAGGUCGCAGACGGAACCGUGAAGAGAGAGGAUAUCUUCUACACCUCCAAGCUCUGGGCCACCUGCCUGCGGCCAGAGCUGGUUCGCCCAGCCCUGGAGCGCUCGCUGAGGGACCUGCAGCUGGACUACGUUGACCUGUACCUCAUCCACAUGCCCAUCUCUCUGAAGCCAGGGGAGGAGAUCCUACCCAUGGAUGCCAGCGGAAAGAUCCUGUUGGAUGAGGAGGUUGAAUUCUGCGCCAUCUGGGAGGUCCUGGAGAAAUGCAAGGAUGCUGGGCUAACCAAGUCCAUCGGAGUCUCCAAUUUCAACCACAAACAGCUGGAGAUCAUCCUGAACAAGCCAGGGCUGAAGUACAAACCCGUCUGCAACCAGGUAGAGUGCCACCCUUACCUGAACCAGAGCAAGCUGCUGGAGUUCUGCAAAUCCAGGGACAUUGUGUUGGUGGCUUUCAGCGCCCUGGGGUCCCACAGAGAGAAAAAAUGGAUGAACACAGACAUCCCACCCCCGCUGGAGGACCUGGCACUGAAGGCCAUUGCCCAGAAGCAUGGCCGCAGUCCUGCCCAGGUGGCCCUGCGCUACCAGCUACAGCGGGGUGUGGUGGUCCUGGCCAAGAGCUUCAGUAAGAAGAGGAUCUGGGAGAACUUCCAGGUCUUUGACUUUGAGUUGACUCCAGAAGACAUGAAAGCCAUCGACGGCCUCAACACUAACUCCCGCUUACUGAUGCUGUCCUUCGGAGUUCAUCACCCCAACUACCCAUUUGUGGAGGAAUACUGACCUGCUUUUGCAGUACCUCUCAUCCCCAGGAUGUCUAGCAUUCAAGGAUAGGGAGACCCUCUGCCUUCCUCCAUCCGGGUUACCAGAAGCACAAUGUGGGCUUUCAGCCUGCUUGCCCAGCUUUCUUUCUCAUCACGAAGCAAUAAAGGCCACAACAUAA
This is a messenger RNA of Erinaceus europaeus (western European hedgehog), 1210 nucleotides long. Its product is annotated as dihydrodiol dehydrogenase 3-like. Gene Ontology annotation, molecular function: steroid dehydrogenase activity; ketosteroid monooxygenase activity; aldose reductase (NADPH) activity. The record is from RefSeq and is a predicted model, not a curated record. Bases 73 to 1050 code for a protein of 325 amino acids. Gene Ontology annotation, biological process: steroid metabolic process. The transcript has 9 exons. Gene Ontology annotation, cellular component: cytosol. NCBI's taxonomy places the organism in Eukaryota, Metazoa, Chordata, Mammalia, Eulipotyphla, Erinaceidae.